UGUUUCCCUCCCAUGGUGAUGACUGAAGCUCCCGGUAACCAGGACGCUCCUCCAGUCUACUUCACCGACUCUGACGUGCCGCACAAGCCGCUGCUGUCUCCUCUCCUCCGGCCAGCCGUUGGACUCACCCCCCCUCCUCCGGUUGUCCAACGGUCCGACAUCAUGCUAACCUGUCGACGUAACGUAAGCAGCUGAUCGUUAACAAUCGGUUGUUUCGGUGUCUCAAGAUGGAAGAUUCGACUGAGAACCGGCGGGAUGUUUUACAGCCAUAACUUGGAAACGAAGCAAUAUAUACGGCUGUUAAAUCUUCCUGUUAGAGCUGGUAGACAUGUCAAAGCGUGGAUGAUUGUACAGGGUUUCCUUUCCACCUUUUGGGCACUUCUUGCAGUCAACAUCACUUGUGGGGGAACUAGAACCUUCAUCUAGUGACACAACAUGCCCUAUAUUUUAUGAGAUUACACAUGUGUUUGUCUUGCACCAUGCUCAGACCACAGGAGUUUUAAAAGUGUGUUGCAUCAUGCACACAAGAGGAAACGGCAGAUGUGGUCUCUAAUCUCAAACAUGUAUACACUGAGGCCGCAAGAGAUAAACAGCAUAUUGAACGCACUUCAUCAGGAAGAACAAGGCCAUCAAUCCUUCACUUCGAUGAAGCGGCAGAUAUCAUGGCUUACUGUGAGAGGUUCUUGGACAGAUGCUGCUGAUGCUCAAAUGUGAAAGCAAAGAGACACUGGCUAUGACGGAUGCAAUGACGACGCUAAAUACAAUUUUGAAUUGCGUAGUAAUGGGAAUAAAAUUGAAUUCACAUUGUCACAAUGGAUGUUGUAGAAACAACAAUAGCAUUAAUGGUUUUAACAUCUUGCAUGAGGCGCCGUUCUCCAGGUCAAACAUCCACAUCCUCUACAUGGAGAGCGAGAUAAUUAGUCAUUUAAAUAGAAGCUCAUUCGCCAGCAUCAGUCACUGAGGACGAAAUGAUGCCACCAUCGCCGGUGUGACAACAAAGAGUGAAACCGGGCCUGAUCAUGGGAGACAGAUGGAGGUCACCAUGUGCCGAAAUUUGUCCAAAUAUGCCCUAAUCUUCCUCUUCCUCGCCCUGUCUGGCCUCAUCUUCCUGCUACGCAACAUCCACACUGUGGAGAACUGGAACUGCCACACUAUUUCAGCCCUCUACCAGCUCCAGAGCAGCAUCCAGUCGUCCUUCAUCCCAGUGAAUCUCCCCACUUUUCAUCACAACCGCACCUUCUGUGCACAUCUGGGCCAGAAACCCUCGCCUGAAGAUGAACUAGAGGAGCGCUAUCUGUUGGACUCCAUCACCUGGCCUGGGCCCCCGCCUCGCCCUACACCAAUCGUCCUGCGCCAGACGAGUGACCCCGUAAACAGCCUGUUCGUCAUCCUACCCACUGAGGGAGGGAGGGAGUGGCACGUGGGCAACCAGCUGGAGGCGUCCGUCCAAAUGCACGACUUCCAGGGUCGUCCCAAGAGCUACGGCGGGGAUUUCAUUUUGGCCAGACUGCACUCCCCGGAGCUUGGAGCGGGCGUAGCAGGUAAAGUGCUGGACCACAAGAAUGGAUUCUAUUCUGCUAUGUUCCCGCUGCUCUGGGUGGGGUCUGCACAGGUGGAGAUUACGCUGGUGCACUCAAGCGAGGCUGUUGCGGUGCUGCGACGCUUGAGGGAGGAACGGCCCGAUCGAGUGUUUUUUAAGAGCCUGUUCCGCCUGGGCUUCCUGUCUGAAACUACUAUGUGCAACAUGUGCCUGCCCCACGACCAGCAGCCUCUGUGCAACUACACAGACCUUUACACAGGCGAGCCUUGGUACUGCUACAAACCUAAGAUGCUCAGCUGUGACACCAGAAUCAACCACGCCAAAGGAGGCUAUCUGAAACACAUCAUCACCAACAAAGAAGCAUUGCUCUUCCAGAGUGGUGUAAACAUUAAAGUUUGUAUACACGCGUCUGGACCCGACAGAAUCGACGUGCUGCCUCCCAGGAAAGAGGCAGAGGUCGAAAACAGCAGUAUAAAACCCGAGCCUAUUAAGCUAGCCCCGUCUGGAUAUUACUACGAGGACUCAUGGAGGCCAUUAAGUGGCGUCACAAUGCGCCAGUUCAAUGAAUCAUCUGCCAUCACUCAGUGUUUGAAGAACAAGGUGAUCAACAUGUACGGAGACUCCACCGUCAGGCAGUGGUUUGAGUACCUCAUUGCUUUAGUACCAGGAUUAAAGGAGUUCAACCUGCACAGUCCUAAAAACGUUGGGCCUUUCAUGGCGGUGGACAGCAACCAUAACAUUCUCUUGAAGUACCGCUGCCAUGGCCCGCCCAUCCGUUUCUCCACCGUCAUGGCCAGUGAGUUGCGAUACGUCUCAAACGAGCUGGACGGCCUUUCUGGGGGUCCCAACACCGUCGUGGCCCUCAGCAUUUGGGCCCAUUUCAGCACCUUUCCCGUGGAGGUGUACAUACGGCGGCUCCGUCACAUCAGGCGCUCGCUGGUGAGACUUCUGGACCGAGCGCCGGGGACCAUCGUUGUGAUCCGCUCGGGCAACCUGCAAGCCCUGGACCAAGAGGUGAGCCUGUACAACAGCGACUGGUACUCCCUGCAGCUCGACGAGGUGCUCAGGUCCAUGUUCAAGGGACUGAACGUGCUGCUGGUGGACGCCUGGCAGAUGAGUUUAGCACACCCCCUCCCUCACGCCCUCCACCCCCCUCCAGUCAUCGUCAAGAACAUGAUGGACACACUUUUGUCUUACGUUUGCCCAGAGAAGAAAAGGAGCCAACUGAUAUAGAAGAAGAGACGAGUGGAAGUUGUUGAGUUUACUGUGUGAAUCCAUCAACCAGAGUUCUCAAAAGCUACUCCCCCUUUAAUGUGGUCUUUACUGAGACAUUUGCCUGACUGACAGCCCGAUCCCACAACACUAAUGUUGUUCUGAAAGUGCCAAAGACUUUGGCAGAGUGGUUGUUACUUCCCAUCUGCUUUUGUUACCAAAGUGUUUUGUGUAUGUGUCGUUUUUUUUUUUAUUACUUAAAGUAAUAAUGUUGAAUAUUUUCAUUUAAAUAAAUGUCUGCGAAGUCAAAUGAGGUCACCCCCAUGGUGAAUGAGCCCCUUGCAUUGCAGUAUUACACACUGUGCGUCUGUGUUGGUGACAAUUAGUGGGAAAAAUGACAAGCUGCACAGUUAGACAUCUUCCAUCAGCCAGCAGCAGAGCUGUUGCGGUCGCUCUUCAACUCACUCGAGUGUGUAGCUUUUUCCAGUCUGUGUUCUUCUGCUCUGUGUUGACUGCACUUAAUUAUGAGGCUUUUUAAAAUGAAAGACAGCGUUACAUUGUUGAAUCUCAUCUGCACACAGCAUCUCUUUAACUCUGUAACGGACGAAAAGGUAAAUGGUAAUAAUGGCUGCUUUUAUAGCACUUUGAUCCAAACUUAAUACAUGUUACUUUAAAAGAUAAAACUGGAAACUCUUUUUUAUUGUCAACCAUAAUUUUGAUUUGCGAGGAAAAUCAGCUUUUAUAUCCUCAAAUGUCACUUUAAAGAUCUGCCUUUAAGUGUUUUUCUUCAGGUCUGUCCACAUUCUUUCAGGGGACUCUUUCCUUGCAGACUUCCCAUCAGCUUUGGUUAAUGUGCAGCUUCACUUCAGAUGCUGGCGGUGGAUUUGAGGAUUGUCUAAAAGCAGCUGUUUUGUAUAAAUUGCUUACUUUCUAUUGCAAAUAUUUCCUUUCCAUGUUUAAGUCUUAAAUGACAUCAUAGGAAGACAGUGAAGGUUGGAGAGUUAGCAGAUCUUGUGUGAUGUAAAGAGGAAAUUACAUUUUCUGUCUAACCCUGUUUGUCCCUGACGACGAGUCUAUUCAGAGACUAUCAUCCCUAACUCUGUUAGGACGAGCGGUUCAUGACAUAUGUUGUCAUUUGCUUUCUCAAACUAGAGGUAAUCGCAUGUGUGUUUGGUUAAAUUCAUAUGGUUAUCAAGGUAAUAUAGCUAAUUAUAAGAAAUGAUUCACAUCACCUGCCUUUUCUUUAGUUUGAGCAGAAGAAAAAGCAACACAACAAACGGAGACCUGAUGUCAUCGCUCAGUUUAAAGGAUGACAAUGUAACCAGCCUUCUGGAUCAUAUUGCACAUGAGUCAGACCCGUGUAGCAAAUCAUAUGGACAUAAUUUGUUUUCGAAAAACAUCUGCUCAGCGCGGAUGUCCACCAGCUUGCAUCCGGGAUGGAUAUUAAUGUUUUAUGUUUCCUGAUUGCAGAGAUGCAACUGGUGUUGGUCUUAAAACCAGUUUAAACAUUAAAGAAGACUUUAUUGAA
Messenger RNA from Cottoperca gobio, 4280 nucleotides. It is a transcript of the gene nxpe3, whose product is annotated as neurexophilin and PC-esterase domain family, member 3. The transcript is spliced from 8 exons. The coding region runs from base 1031 to 2773 and encodes 580 amino acids. NCBI's taxonomy places the organism in Eukaryota, Metazoa, Chordata, Actinopteri, Perciformes, Bovichtidae. The record is from RefSeq and is a predicted model, not a curated record.